AUGGCUCCGAAAGUCGAAGGCGGACGGCAGUUGCCACUGGCUUUCAGCUUAACCGUCGAGACCGGCUCGGUGCUAGACCCGCUUGCGGUUGCCCAGACGUUGCUAGAGGACUCCCAGAAGUCACAGGCGGAAGCCCCGCCCGACAGCCAGGUCGAGGACCCAACGGCCGAAGGGAAGGUCGGCGAGCCGGACGAGACGGAGACAGCGAAGCCCAAAGCGAAGGCCAAAGGAAAGCCCAAAGCCCAGGCAAAAGAAAAGGCCAAAGGCAAGGGCGAACCCAAGGCCAAAGCCAAGGCCGAACCCAAGGCCAAAGGCAAGGCCGAACCCAAGACCAAAGCCAAGGGCAAAGCAAAGGCCAAAGCAACGGCGGUCGACACGGAGCAAGAAAAGGCUGCAGCAGCGGCAGAGCCGCCAGAGGAGACCGAGGUUCCAGAGGCCCCGACAGAGAAGAAACGGAAGGCCACGGAAAAGCCGGCUGAGGAGCCUGACAACAAGAAGCCCGAAAAGAAGAAGCCCAGCGAAGUGCUACGAGAGCGAGCCACGGCCCUCGUUGCGGAGCUUCCAGAGGACGUUCCGCCGGCCAAGGCUGCUGGUGAGGAGUUGCAGACCCGUGACAGGCGUAAGGCUUGGUUCUUCGAGAAGAGUUUGCCAACUUUGUCGUCGGAGCUGCAGAACUUCUUCCGGAGCAAAGACGCCGCGAAGACCAAGCUGAUCAACGACGUCGUCAAGCCCGGGGCGACGACCAAGUGGGAGAUCAACGAGAACCACCCCACAGUGCAGACCUUGACUUCUCACUACCGCUCCGUCUUGGGGAAGACGAAGCAGAAGUCUUACCCGAAGGCGAUUAUGGUGGGGAAGUGCGGAUCAGAAACGGCCUUUCUGAAAGCCCUCCGCGAGGGAGACGUCGUCGAGAUCACGGACAAGGGCCAGACCCAGUACAUGUACAGGCAGCUGGAGGUUCAGCACCGGACCGCCGUCGUCCAGAAGACCGGCCUGCAGCAGGCCGCCGCCUGUGACCAGGAGAGCAAGGACAAGUUGGAGGCCUUCUGCGACAACUUCGACCCAGAGUUUGAAGUGGUGCCGCCGAGCUCGAGCAGUGUCACCCCGGCGGCUUUCGCAGUGCCAGGAACCCCGCCGCCCCCUUUGGCCAUCCUUGACAGGCAGCCGGAGCCCGGCAUGCUUCCUGAGCUGGACAAGAAAUGCAUCGAGAAGAUCGAUCAGGCCUUGACUUGGCUGAUGCAGCUCAAGCAGGCGACAUAUCGGCUGAACAGCAGCACCUCGCAGACGUGGCAGAACCUGAAGCGCCAGUUGGACGAGAAGUGGGCUCAGCUGCUUCCCUUGCAGUCACAGCUUGAGACCUUCAAGCUUUCCAACAAGGGAAGCCUGGCUCAGCUGAAAUCUGUGCUGACGGGUGCAGCAACCAAGCUUCUGGAGACCCAGGAGCUGCUGAAAGGUCUUGUUGCAGUCAGCUGA
Symbiodinium sp. CCMP2592 is the source of this 1473-nucleotide messenger RNA. Lineage: Eukaryota; Dinophyceae; Suessiales; Symbiodiniaceae. The record is from the annotation of a GenBank genome assembly.